Messenger RNA from Cuscuta campestris, 1489 nucleotides. The record is from the annotation of a GenBank genome assembly. NCBI's taxonomy places the organism in Eukaryota, Viridiplantae, Streptophyta, Magnoliopsida, Solanales, Convolvulaceae.
AAGAGGGGACAAACAAAGAUGGGUGAGGGAUGGUGUAUUGGCCUUAUAUUCUUGGUCAUAUGAGGUGACUGAUUUAGUAGGUGGUGUAUCAACAACAACUCAAAUGUCCCUUGGCUUUUUGUGGUUGUUUAUUCAGCCCUAGUAGGGAACAUAAAGGGGACAAGAAUGGGGAAUAUCUUGGUUGAUGUUGUGUUGGGAUAAUGAGGGAUAUUUGGCCUGGGAUUUAUAGAAAAGGAUAGAAGGUUUUAUUUGUUUAUUAAAAGGUUUAAAAGAAAGAAAAUAACAACAAACAAAGGUUGUGGUUUACACACUCUUAUUUUCGGCCAGGGCCUAAAAUAGGAGUAGGAAAACUUUAUUUUGAAAAGGAAAUAUUUUGGAUGUUUAGGGAAGGUAUGGAGAGUGUGGGCUCAGCCUAGGGUGGGUGUAGGACAACCAUGGUGUUGGGUUGGGUUCUAAGACAGGAAAAUGGAGAAGUUUCAACCCAAUUAAUGUCACCACACUUGGGCUUUAUUCCCCUGAUCUGUCUUUCCCUUGGCGGGCUACGGAGAAGAAAAUGUAUUAUAGGGUUCCAAGGGAGACCUUGUUGAGAUGCCUUGAGUCUAGAGGGAUUCUAGAUGCAUACAUCCGUGUGGUGAAGGACAUGUAUGCCGGGGCGAUGAAAGAUUUGAAGGCUGGUGGGGGUGAUAGUCAAUUUUUGGGUGGGGAUAGGGGUAUGCUUUUAGUUCUUUCAUCUUUUCACCGUUUGUUUUUCAUCUUCAUCAUUAUCGUUUCCUUUGUGGUUUAUAGGUUUUCAAUCGAACAGCCGAAGAAGUCAGAACUGAAGAAGAAAGUGAAACAGGCGACACCGCAUGUUUUGGAUGUUGGACUCACCACACUAGUAAUGGCUCUCAAAACGGCAAUCUGCAACAAUAAAGCCGUCCUGGAUUGGUCUCCAUCUGAGUGCAUCUUUAAGUUGAUCUUUUUACUCUGCCUCCCGGAACUGAAAAAGACACUAAAGGCAAUAAGAAUGAUUGCUUUCAAAACUGAAGAGCUUCAAAUGACAAGUGUGUCCAUGGCACGAUGUGGAAAUCUUCUCGAGCUAGCUCUUCUGCUUAUGGUGGCUUGGGAAAAGCUGUUAGAUGAAAGCACCGACUUAGAUGAAUGCAUUACGAAAGAGUUACAAUGGACAGUUAUUGAGGAGAUUAAAUUGUUUUGUCACAUCGGUUGUGAGGAGGUUCUCAAGGCACAUAAGCGUAGAGAGAAAUUGUUGCUCUCUGCAGGUUUGAUGCUCCACAUUUUUGAACAAGCUGGUGGUGUUCUUGACAAGUUUCAUCUUUCAAAAAGAACAGAGCCAAUUGAUCGACAUGAUCUCGCAAUNUUAAUUGUUUUAAUAACUCCUGAAAUGACUUUUUUUAUUUGCAAACUUUGGCCUCUAAAAGAGGAUUUUGAAUGCUAGCUGUGGUGUCAAAGAUUUGGUUGUACGGAGUAUUAAAAAAGCUAAGAUCAAACU